Molecule: messenger RNA, 8999 nt
Organism: Megalobrama amblycephala (Wuchang bream)
Lineage: Eukaryota; Metazoa; Chordata; Actinopteri; Cypriniformes; Xenocyprididae
Gene: brca2
Product: BRCA2 DNA repair associated
Biological process (GO): regulation of DNA-templated transcription; double-strand break repair via homologous recombination
Source: RefSeq, a predicted model, not a curated record
CGUCCCUAAACCCAGGCGCGCAUUUUGAUUGGCCGAGACAACUGCUCUUCCGUUGACGACACGGCGCUUAUUGGCGGGAUGUGCAAAACCAGCUUCAUGCACGCGCAGAAUUAAACAGAUCCCCUCAGGAGACUCGAGGGAAUAAAAAACCGUGAAUCGGCGAUGAAGAAGACUUUUCCAGGAAUAUCGAGAAGUCAAAAGUUACAGACAAGCUUUUAUUUGUGUCAGCACGUUCAUUUACGGUCCAGUGACAACAUUACUGUGCUUGGCUCAGAUUUAAUCCCUUCACACUCAUGGCAGCAUGUUUGAGAACUUCUUUCAUCAAAUUGACAAAGAGCUUGGACCCCUUAAUCCAGACUGGUUUGAGGAGUUGACUGCAAAAGCUUCCAGAGAUGAAGGACAUCCUGACGGUUUGAAAGCUGAGCGGGAGGAGGACACUGUCAAAGCACCAGAGACAUCAGCUCUGGGCAGUCAGCUGUUUUCUACACCCAAAAUAUUUAAGCAACAACACUUUCAGUCCCCUGAUUCCGUUCCUAAUGAAGAGUCACCUUAUGAAGUGACUAAUGGAGACUCAUCAGCUUUUCCCUGGGCAGAAACAAGCCCAUGUUUGUUUGGCUCAGCCAAAGACUGUCAAAGGUUUGAUAGAUCCUGUGAAAAACCUAAAGAAUGCAUUGGCCUUCUGGAUACACCAAAAAGGUCUUUGCCGCGUUCAGCAAAACGGAUAUCUGAGAGCCUUGGGGCGCAAAUCAACCCUGACUUAUCUUGGACCAGCUCCUUUAACACACCAUCAUCUUUGUCUCCCACCGUGAUAUUGCCAAAAACAGAGGAUGGUUGUCCUUCAUCAAGUGUCCUCAAAGACAAGGAAGCAAUUUUUGUGCGGAAACUGUUUCCAUCUCUCUCGAAAGUCUCUGCAAUCACUGCAGAUGAUACAACAUUGAAACAAGAUGCCAAAAGUGAGACUAUUGAUGCUGAUGACUUGGGAGAAAAUCCUGCUUGCUCUCCAAAUGCAUCUGUUGAUACAAGUGCUCUGUGGAAGCAGAAGGUUCCCAGCGCUAUAGAGGACGGGGAUGUCCGGACCACAGUGCAGAAUGUUCUUGAUGGUGCUGAGGAUGCAUUAUCAAUAUUCUUCAGCAACAAUACUUCAACUCUGCGGAGAAUCAAAACCAACGAGAGGAUCAGAAGGAGAAUAACCGAUUCCUCAAAGGAUGUUAGAUCACUUGUUUUAACUCCAGAACCAGAAGAGAUAUUGAAGGCUGAUGUAGAAACAAAAAGCCCCAGCAAAAAUAAAGAUAUCAUUCAAUGGACCCCACUGAGUUUAUCAGAAUCUAUUCUGAACGGAAGUUGUUUGGGAGCGUCUUUGAUAAACAAUCACAACACUGUAGCAUCCAGUGAAACUAAUGGUGGAACUGUUUUCAACUGCACUGCAGAAAGUAGCCAGACUUUUUCACAGAGUGUAAGACUCGGAUCUUAUCCAGAAGAAGCUGAGCAUCAAAAGACUUUGUUAGACAAAUCACCUGCUUUCAUGUUCACUAGAAAGCCAAGGAAGUUUGUGUAUCAAGUGCCAAGCUCCGAUUUGUCAAAGACUGUAAUUGGACACAAAGCAACUCUACCAGUAUGUUUGGACCAAACUGUCAAAGAAAGUUCCUCAGUGGAAAAGGUGUCAAGUGACCUUAAUGAAUCCAGAUUCGCAAGUGAAUAUGCAAUAAAUAAUCAGACACAGCCACAAGACAUUGAACUGUUAUCUACAGAACCCCAUGAUUUUGACCACGGAUUGGAUAUGACACAGCUUUCCAAAGCAUUUGCAGAGGAUUUCACACAAGAAAUAAGGCCAAAAGGGCUGCUUGAUGUGCCUGUAAAGAAUGACCAAAAUGGCCAAGUGCAACCUAAAGCUGAGCUUGAAGAGAACAAAUUUGGUAAUCACAAUGACAUCUCUGAUUUAGCAGACAUAUCUGUCAACUCCCCAAACAAGUCAACCGUCAUGCUCACAACUUUUGAUAUCAGUCAUGACAGUGGUUGCCCCACCACCUUUUCAGAUUUGGAUGGUAUGACAGCCUCGUGUGCAGACAUCAAGGAGUUUUGUCCUGCUUUUAAAACGGCAAACAAUAAGGCCAUUUCCAUCCCAAGUGAGGCUAUAAUGAGGGCCAAAGCAUCAUUGGCUGAAGCUGCAGGGGAUGGUUUGAGCAUCACUUUAAAUCAGACAACUCCAAAACAUCAAACAAUUGAAACAUUGUGCAAAUCAGUUUCGGGAAGCACUAAUGCAACCAGAUCGCCUGUAGGACAGUUCAUCUUCCCUAACCAUGCAUCAGUAACGUUUGUUAGUGAUGCUCCAAAGAGUGACAGUCCAAAGACUGAAAUAAAUAUUUCAAGUUACUCUUCACCACAGUCAAAUGAAUCUGAUUAUAAAACUGGUUCAAAGAGGAAUAUUACAGCGUCAGAUGUUGGCCUUCAAACAGAGACUCUUUUGAAAGAGAAAUUGAGGAGAGAUUCAUCAAAGUGCAUUCAUCAAAAACCGGAUUUUGAAAGAAGUGCUGAAAGACAGACUGUGUUCGAUAUUAACAGCAUACACAAACCCACUGCAGUGGACUCCAACCGUGAUUAUGUUGAAAAGAAUGGCACUUUGACAGCAUCUCAAAAGGCUGAUGUUACAGAAUUGUGCAAUCUUUUGGAGGAAGCAAAUAGUCAACAUGAAUUUACUCAGUUCAAACCGACAAAUCUUGGCUCAGACAAAAACACUACAGAGAGAGACUGGGAUGCUGAUAUAGUCAAUGACAUCGACUUUGAUGAUAGUUUUAACUGUGAUUUUGUGAAAGGAAAGCAUCCAGUGAAGACAGAUGCUUCUUCAGUAAACAGUUCUGAUCAUAUUCAAAUUGUAGAUGCUGCCAAAUUAUGCACCAUAUCAAAGGAAACACAGAAUGGUAUUGUGCCUUUGUCAGUGACUGAAGACAAUUCUUUAGUUGACGGAAUGAAGAAUGUGCUGUCUAAUUUCACUCACUCAGAUAAUACUCAGUUUCACUCUCUUGGUUUUAAAACUGCUGAAGGGAAACCUAUAAGCAUCUCAGAAAAGAGUUUAAACAAAGCAAGGCACUUUUUUGAAGAGGAUGAUCAAGAAGUCAAGGUGGAUAUUGGAGUAAUAAAAUCAGAGCUUUCUGACAGUAUAAGCACAGAAAGUAAAACCCACAAUGUAAAAGAUGUACAUUUCAGCUCUGUAUAUGGAAAUGCAGCUUGUAAAGAGAUAAAUAAGCAAGUGGCAGGAAAUGCAGAAAUGGAGCAGAAUUGUUUAGGUGAAAAACCAAAAGCUGUUUCUUGGAGUAAAACCUCGAUAAAAAUAAAUCGGCCAGACCCAGUGGUGGUAGAUCAAAUAUCUGAUGGUCCGGAUAUUCCUUCUUUCGACAGUGAGAAUGUCUUCCAAGAACUGAAAUCUACCAAUGAUGCAAAAGAAGUUUGUACAAAGAUUUUUCCCUCAGAAACUUCUGUGCCUCAGUCAGGGCAAGGCUAUGGUUUUCAGACCGCCAGUGGGAAAGGAGUUUCCGUUUCAGCCAGCGCCCUUAAGAAGGCAAAGGACAUAUUCAAAGACUGUGUUUCAAAUAUUGACAGCCGGGAAUCUGCAAAUAUGGAGGGAAAGAAUGACAAACUAGUUGAAAUUAUCGAACAAACAAAUGCAUCAAUUUCAAAUUGUAAAAGUGUUACAUUUUCUGAUGUGGUGGAGGCCAAAACUGUUUUCAGGGACACUGAUUUGAUUAAUGACUUCUCACUGCAGUCCUCUUUGGGCCAGAAACUCCCUCAGGAAAAAGUAUGUGAGCAAAAAGGCCUUCAAAAUGAUUUCUCUAAGUAUCUAUCUGAGUUGCUUCCUCUUAAUGGCAACUGUGGUUUCAGUACAGCCAGUGGUAAGAAAGUAUCCAUCUCAGCUGGAGCAAUACAGAGAGCUAAGGAUGUGUUUUCUGAGUCAGUUGAUGGUUUCUCAUGUGCCAAUGAUUCUCAAAAGACAAAGCAGGUUGUCGAUAACCAAACAGACUCUAAUUCCUCUGGAGAACACAAAGGACUCUGUACAACAGGUGGGAAGAAGGUGGCUGUCUCUGCUACUGGCCUGCAAAGGGAAAAGUUUCUCUUCAGAGAUUGUAAAGAGGAGAAAUUGUCAUCCAAAGAUCUUCAGCACCAAAACUCUAAAGGUUUCAGCGACGUCUCAGAAAAGACCUUCGCAGGUUGCAGUAACAUCCCUUUCAGCCAUGAGCCUGAAACUGGGAAUUCUUUAGGAAAAAAUGUAGGAUUCUCUACAGCAGGUGGAAAGAAGGUGGCCAUCUCUGCCACUGCACUACAGAGGGCCAAGAGUCUGUUUAAUGAUUGUGAAGAGGAGAAUUUAGCUUCUGGGAGUCUUCAGCACCAAGGCUGUAAAGGUUUCAGCACUGCCAGUGGUAAAGAUGUUACUGUCUCUGAAAAUGCACUGAGUGAAGUUAGAGCGGCAUUUGCAGGUUGUGAUGAUGCCUCCGUCAGUCAUGAGCCUACAAAUUCUUCAGGAAACAAUGUAGGAUUCUCUACAGCAGGUGGUAAGAAAGUGGCCAUCUCUGCUUCUGCACUUCAGAGGGCCAAGAGUCUCUUUAACGAUUGUGAAGAGGAAAAUUUAGCUUCUGGGAGUCUUCAGCACCAAGGCUGUAAAGGUUUCAGCACUGCCAGUGGUAAAGAUGUUACUGUCUCUGAAAAUGCACUGAGUGAGGUUAGAGCGGCAUUUGCAGGUUGUGAUGAUGCCUCCGUCAGUCAUAAGCCUACAAAUUCUUCUGGAGACAAUGCAGGAUUCUCUACAGCAGGUGGGAAGAAGGUGGCCAUUUCUGCUACUGCACUUCAGAGGGCCAAAAGUCUCUUUAACGAUUGUGAAGAGGAAACCGUCGCAUCUAAGGAACUUGUAUCAGAGAAAGUCCCACCUCACACUAAGAGUUCUCAAAUAAAAAGUGAGGACAUUGUGGAUGGAAACCUAAAGUUUGAAAAACUAAACAAGAAAAACUGUGGUUUCAGUACUGCUAGUGGUAAAGGUGUGUCUGUAUCAAAAGUUGCCCUUGAGGAAGCUUCUAAAUUAUUCAGAGACUGUGAUGCCCAAGUUACUGCUACUGAUAACCAGCUGCUACAGAGUGAAUUCUCAAAAUUCUGUACUCAACAUAAAGAGAAACAAACCGAAACCACUAUACAUUCUUUGCCAUCCAAAGUAACUCAGAAUGUACCUGCACAACUAGACUUGCACUCUUUGGAUUUUAACAGUUGCACAGACACCCAGCAGAAGUACUUUGAGCAGGAAGCGAUGGCUUGCACUGAAGCUUUACUGGCAGAUGAUGACCUGAAUGAAUCAGCCAAGUUGGUGAUGUCAGAGGGCAGUGAUUACAAAAAAAGUUCAUCUAUUCAUAAUCUACAGACUCAGGGGUCUUUUGACCAGAACAGGAGAAGAAAACGUCAGUUUGAUUCCAGCAGUGUAGCAGAUUCAGGACAGCCUCCUUUUAAAAGACAACUUCUCUCUGAAUUUGACCAGACUUUAGAUGCAAAAUCCUCUGGCCUCACCCCACUAAAAAGUUGUCCGAACGGAACUCUAAAAGACAGGCGUGUCUUCAGAUAUAAUGUCCAUCUCAAGCCGAAUGUCACUGCUCCCGAUUGGCAUCAUGUGGGCGAAAAGUCAAAUGACCUUGAACAACAUUGUUCUACGGUGUCUGUCCAAAACAGACACAACUCGGGCACUAAAGGAGCGGUGUUUGUGCCCCCUUUUCAGAAGGUUUUGAUGACUGGUACAUCAAACUGUCAAAAUGUCUCUAAAGUGUCCAGUAGUUUUAUCUCACCUUUCAAGAAGGAAAACAAAGAAAAAACUGAUCAUUGCAACCAAAUGGACCAAAAGAUGACGACUUCUACAUCACAUAAUGACAGUGUUGCACAAUAUUGUGAUGAGAAGAACCUACAGGAGGGUUUUAAGCCUAAAUCAACCAUUUCAGUGGAAAGUGUAGUGAAAAUUAUGGACUCUGAAGAGAAAGACACUGAGGCAUGGCAGGAGACCUUAAACCUAGCCAGGGAUAUGCAAGACAUGAGGCUGCGAAAGAAGAAAAGGCAGACUAUUCGUCCUCUACCUGGUAGCCUUUACCUUGCUAAGACUUCUGGUGUCCCCAGAAUCAGUCUGAGAGAUGCGGUUGAAUGCAAAUGUCCUGGUCAAUACACACAGGAGGAGCUAUAUCAGCAUGGUGUGCAUCGGGAAGUCUCAAAAAUAACCAGUGAAAAUGCUGAAUCAUUCCGAUUUGACUGUAAUGACUUCUUCAAACGUGAGCUUCUCAUUGAGUCUGGUGCUCUCCAGCUGGCUGAUGGAGGCUGGUUGGUUCCAGACAGUAAGGGUACUGUGGGCAAAGACGAAUUUUAUAGUGCAUUAUGUGACACCCCUGGUGUUGAUCCCAAACUCAUCAGUGAUGCCUGGGUGUUCAACCACUACAGAUGGAUUGUAUGGAAACGGGCCUCCAUGGAAAGAACCUUUCCAGUUUUGAUGGGUAGCCUGUGUUUGACUCCAGAGCAAGUACUUCUGCAGCUGAAAUUCAGAUAUGAUGUGGAGGUGGAUCACAGUCAGAGGUCCGCUCUUAGGAGGAUCAUGGAGAGGGACGACACUCCAGCUAAGACAUUAGUGCUCUGUGUAUGCGGUGUUGCUAAAACUUGUCAAAAUCCAGAGAAGCUAGUCAAAGAUGAAAAAACUCCCAAUGCAAAGAUGGAGUCCUGUGUGAUCUGGCUCACAGACGGCUGGUACUCCAUCAAGGGCCUGUUGGACCCUCCGCUCUCUGCCAUGCUGAACAAGGGUCGUCUCCGAAUCGGUGAUAAGAUUGUUACUAGUGGAGCAGAGUUGGUUGGUUCCCAAGAAGCCUGUUCUCCUCUGGAAGCUCCUGAAUCUCUGAUGCUAAAGAUUUCAGCCAACAGCACAAGACGAGCUCGAUGGGACACUAAGUUGGGGUACUAUCGUGACCCUCGGCCUAUCAGGCUCCCGCUAUCCUCAUUGUACACUACUGGAGGUGUUGUGAGCUGUGUGAACAUUGUGGUGUUGAGAAGUUACCCCACUCAGUGGAUGGAGAAGAAGCCCAAUGGUGUCUUUAUAUUUCGCAAUGAUCGUGCUGAAGAUCGAGAGGCCAGAAAACACAGCACCUCAAAGCACAAAUCCAUGGAUCUCCUUAUUUCUAAAAUACAGACCCAGUUCGAAAAAGAAAUGGAAGGUAAAACGAAAAGUCACUGCCAAAGGAGGACAUUUAGUCGACAUGAGAUUGAAGCUCUGCAGGAUGGGGAAGAUUUAUAUGAGGCAAUGGAGCGGGAUCCUGCUGUUGAGACCCAUCUAAGUGAGAGGCAGAUGGAGGCGGUGAGUAAGUACAGGCGGUGUCUCGGGGAAAGGAGUCAGGCGGAGCUGCAGGAGCGUGUGCAGAAGGCUGUAAUGGAAGCCCAGGAGGCUGAGGGUGGGUGUCCCAAUCGAGAUGUCACUCCUGUUUGGAAGCUCAGCAUUACUGACGCCAGUGACCUGCAGAACGACCGUGUUUACACGCUAAACAUCUGGCGCCCAUCGCGGGACUUGUAUGGCUUGCUAAGGGAGGGCCACAGAUACAGGGCGUAUCACCUCGCCACAUCUGAGGGGAAGAAACGCUCAGGCAUUGCUCACAUCCAACUCACUGCCACCAAGAAAACACUCUUUCGGGAUAUUGAGGUGUCUCCAGAGUGGUUGCAUCAGCAUUUCCUUGCUCGAGAGUGCGUACGCUUCAGAGAACUUCAAAACCCUCAAUUCAGCUCUCCUUGUGGGGAGGUGGACAUUGUGGGAUAUAUUGUCUCCAUAGUGGGCAAACAAGGAAAUUGCCCGGUACUGCAUCUUGUGGAUGAGAACUUUGAUCUGGUCUCUGUGAGAACCUACAGUAGUCUGGAGCAUUUGGCUAUAGAAGAGCUGGUAAAGCCUCAAGCACUGAUUGCUCUUAGUAAUCUUCAGGUGAGACCGCUCUCUGGGCCUGUGCCAAGCCUUUAUGCAGGAGAACAAGCGCUAUUCUCCAUAAACCCCAAGGAAUCCCAUCUGCAAGAAGCUAUGGCCAAUCUGAAGACUUUUGUUCAGACUUGUGAGCAGUUUUUCAGCAUUGCGGAGGAGAAGGUCUCAGAUGUGGUUCCUUCAAGUGUCUUGGGUUGUUUUCAGUCUCCAAGAACUCCUGGUGUGCAGUCUAAUCCAAAAAUUAAUGGCAGGGUAACCCCGCAGCAGAAUAGCAGCAGUUUCUCGCCUUUCACUCCACUGAAUAGAAGAACACCUGUAUCUGCAAAUAACAGUGAGGGAAAAGACCCCAAAAACUUGAAAAGAAGACGAGGUUUGGACUACUUGUCACGUAUCCCGUCCCCUCCACCCCUCACCCCUCUGAAAACCAGAGCUUCUCCCUGCGUUAACAAGACAUUUAAUCCCCCACGGAGAUCUGCGACUCCCAAACCUCCACAGAACGAGCCACCCGGAGCCUCACGUCCCCCAACAGGAGAGGAGACUUGGGUGAAUGAUGAAGAGCUGGUGAUGAUUGACACCCAGGCAUUACUGGAAGGGCUAAGGGAAGGCUGAUAGGAAAAGUGAGACUCUUCUGAUGAAACACUAAGUGAGUAAAGACACAAGAAUGAAUCCAACAUUCAAGGCAUUGAGAACUAUGGGUAAUGCAGGUACUGUUCGUACUGUGUUGGCAGAGAAAGCAAGGUUAACUGGUUUACUGUGGUUCUCUGACAGUAAAUGAUGUGCAAGGGAUGCACCUUUUUACAACUGCUGCAAUCAUUUUUAAAAUUCUUUCUUGUACUUGAUUGUACUAUUAAAGUACUGAAGUUAGUCAUGUUUAGUGGCAAAAGUAUAUGUAAAGUAUGUACAAAUGAUUUAUAUAUUUUAAUUUUUAUUAAAAGAUGUUAAAAAAUUGGUGACAUUCAUGACAUUUGCAAAGACAUGCACUAUGUGCAAUUAAAACAAACUCCUGAUAAUACUGAAAGUAUUAAACUUUUGAGCUUAACAUGCA